Macrobrachium nipponense is the source of this 2135-nucleotide messenger RNA. RefSeq names its product nucleolar protein 58-like. The record is from RefSeq and is a predicted model, not a curated record. Lineage: Eukaryota; Metazoa; Arthropoda; Malacostraca; Decapoda; Palaemonidae. Bases 1 to 744 code for a protein of 247 amino acids. The transcript is spliced from 4 exons.
AUGAGAAAGCAGUCCGAGAUUAGAGGAGAGAAAGUCGAGAAUGAAAGUCUGAAGAGAGUCAUAAGAAGAAGGAGAGAAGCAGUCCGAGAUUCAGAGGAAGAGAAGGUCGAGAGUUCUGAGGUCGAAGAAAAAGAGAGAGAGAAGUCUGAAGAGUCAGAGGAGAAAGAGAGAAAGCAGUCCGAAGAUUCACAAGAAGAGAAAGGAGAGAAGUCUGAAGAGUCGGAAGAAAAAGAGAGAAAGCAGUCCGAAGAUUCAGAGGAAGAGAAAGGAGAGAAGUCUGAAGAGUCAGAGGAGAAAGAGAGAAAGCAGUCUGAAGAUUCAGAGGAAGAGAAAGUCGAGAAGUCUGAAGAGUCAGAGGAGAAGGAGAGAAAGCAGUCCGAAGAUUCAGAGGAAGAGAAAGUCGAGAAGUCUGAAGAGUCGGAAGAAAAAGAGAGAAAGCGGUCCGAAGAUUCAGAGGAAGAGAAAGUCGAGAAGUCUGAAGAGUCAGAGGAGAAGGAGAGAAAGCAGUCCGAAGAUUCAGAGGAAGAGAAAGUCGAGAAGUCUGAAGAGUCAGAGGAGAAGGAGAGAAAGCAGUCCGAAGAUUCAGAGGAAGAGAAAGUCGAGAAGUCUGAAGAGUCAGAAGAAAAUGAGAGAAAGCGGUCCGAAGAUUCAGAGGAAGAGAAAGGAGAGAAGUCUGAAGAGUCAGAGGAGAAAGGAGAGAAAGCAGUCCGAAGAUUCAGAGGAAGAGAAAGUCGAGAAGUCUGAAGAGUCAGAGGAAAAGGAGAGAAAGCAGUCCGAAGAUUCACAAGAAGAGAAAGUCGAGAAGUCUGAUGAAACUCCAGAAAAGAAAACUGAAAGCUUUGAAGAAUCCCUCCUUGAGGCUGAAACUGAGAGCAUAAUUGAGAGUAAAGAAUCAUCAAAAGGACCUUCAAAAGAAGAAGAAGAAGGAAUAGAAGAAGGUGAUCCAGAUAGUGGGUCCGGCACGAAAGCAAAACUGGGAAAGGUAUCAGAGAGAAGAGAGAGGAGAAGGAGGCGGAUCACCAGAGCUAAGAGAUCAGUCAGCGUGAGUGAAGAUAUGUGUCUCUCUGGUGUCUAUUUAGAUGGCAAAGACAUCUGCCAAAGCCUUCAGAACAUCAUCAAUGCAACUAAUGAGGUCACACUUCAGGUUUCGAAAGGCAAUGCCUCUGAGGUGCAGCUGAGGGCCCUGAGGCAGAACGCAGAGGCGCUGGACAGGGUCAUCGCUGAGAUUGAAAAGGAUCCGGAUAUCGUGAAGAGCUUCAAUCUCUCUACCGUCACAACUCAAGUCAAGGAUUUGGAAACGCGAGUAAAGCUGACCAGUUUGAUGACUUCCGUAGCGGAGGUUUUGAAAGCAGAUUUGCCUGCUCUUGUCAUCGCAAUCGGCGUCCUGGGCGGAGUGAUCGUCCUUUCGUUUUCCAUCUGUUACAUUUAUGUCUGCUGGAAACUCGCGAGCAUACGUAGGUCGAAGAGGACGCACCAUGUGGAGGCAGCCGUCGUGCAGACGGGAGGCAGGAAGAUCUCCAGCCUGGGGCGUGACAACCCCGCCUUCGAGUACGGCGAGACGAGACUGGGCGCACCUUUCGUGGUGGCCUCUCAGGAACCGGUGGUCCGCUGCAUCCCGCGUCCGCGGAGCACCAUGGAGUCCUUCGACAUGAACGGCUGGGUCUUCUACGACCCCUACAGCUCCCCGAGGAAGGCCGCCUCCGAAGCGGGUUACCCUGGGGACAUGAAGUCCUUUGGUAACUCCGGCUCCCUCCACAGACGUUACGAGAACGGCAACUCCAACCACAGGGACUUGGAUGGCAAAGGGCGCCACGUGAGGAGGUCCUCUUCCGCCGACCUGCAGGAUGACAAGAACGAUCCUUAUAGCUUGGAGAGGGCAGGAAACAACGUCCACAGGAUCAACACCGGGAAACUCAGAAGGAUUGACCCCUGAGGAGGAUCUCAGUCGAGGAGUUUUGGAUCCUGUAGAUAGGGAACUGAAUUGCAGUGUCUACCAGGAAAUUUAUUUAAUUUUAUUUUCAAUUUAAAAAGCUGGAUUUUACUGACCUUAGAUCUUGCGAUGCCAAUAAAAAAAAAAACUUCAAAACUUUAGUCAUUUGCGCUAGGUGAACAAUAGCAUCUCAAUAUAUAUAUAU